This is a messenger RNA of Nymphaea colorata (pocket water lily), 2475 nucleotides long. RefSeq names its product transcription factor TGA2.2-like. The coding region runs from base 718 to 2052 and encodes 444 amino acids. The transcript is spliced from 11 exons. Gene Ontology annotation, biological process: DNA-templated transcription; regulation of DNA-templated transcription. The record is from RefSeq and is a predicted model, not a curated record. Gene Ontology annotation, molecular function: sequence-specific DNA binding; DNA-binding transcription factor activity. Lineage: Eukaryota; Viridiplantae; Streptophyta; Magnoliopsida; Nymphaeales; Nymphaeaceae.
AGGAAAAUUUUUGGGGACGAGUCAAAGGCGCUCCUUUGUUUCUCUCUCUUUCUCAUCGGAUGUGUAUCAGUGGUGGUAGGGGAAAGGCGAGGUUUUUCUUUUGGGGGCGUUGUCAGGGUUUUUGGAAGCCUCUAGAUGGUAGGGUUCUGUCUGUAGGGAAAUUGGGUCGUCUUUGGCUCUUGUUCCUGCAGCAGAAGGUGGAUUUGGCCGUUCUGUACUGAAGUAGUUCUCUCUUUUUUUUUUUGUUUGUGUUAGUGUGAGGGAGAUGGAGUUUGUGUUUUGGUGGUAGUGGAAUCCUUGUUUUUUAGUUUUCUGGGCAGCAUGAUUUUUAGUUUUCUGGGCAGCAUGAUUGCUUGGGCUUAGUAUGCUGCUGCUGAUGGUGGAUUUAAUGCGGUCAGAUUUACCUUACGAGUAUUGGGGUUCUUCGGGUCUUGGUGAGAGCUGAGAUCUUAUUGAGCUUCUCUUUUUCCUUGAGGUCCUCCUUGGAGAGUUUAGCCUAAUAAAGAUUAGGCUUUGAUUGAUUUGUUGGUGGGUUUUCUGCUUGUCGUCUGUGGACUUCGUCCUUCAUUUGCUCUUUCUCUGUUGGUGAAUUUUGGUCGGGUUUUGCUUUGGGGGCUGUGUUCUUUGGGGUUGUAUGUGGUUGUGAGAUGAUAAUGGUGGCGGAUUGACCGAUGGGUAGUAGUGUGCGUUGAAGAUGGUAAAACGGACGCAUUCGGAAUGCAGAGCUUCAUUCCUUCUCUGGGGGCGGCAUAUUCUCUUGGCGCAGAGGGGAACCGUGGCCAUUCUCGAGCUGCUGAUGUUGUGAUUCUCGAGCAACCAGAUGGAUUUCGUUCAGAGGAUGUAGCUUACCCUUAUUAUAAUCCAAAGUCAGGGAGCCCUAGCAUCACCUCUGAUUCUUAUCAAUUCGGAAGUUCGAAUAAGACAUCUCCUUCAAGCAACACUCCUUCUACAGCUGCCAUUGGGUCUCAUUGUUUAUCUGCACAAAGAGGACGACAGGCUAGUCUUGGUUCUAGCUCCAGUGCACAAUUGGACAGUUGGGGAGAAUCCACAAUGGCAGAUACCAGUCCUCGCACUGAUACGUCAACUGAUAUUGAUCCUGAUGAGAAGAAUCAACGGAUUGAUGGUGGCCAAUUGGGGGCUGCUGGGCCAUCUGAUUCCAGUGAUAGGUCCAAGGAGAAAUCAAUGGAUCAAAAGACGCUUCGAAGACUUGCUCAAAAUCGUGAAGCUGCAAGAAAAAGCCGGUUAAGAAAAAAGGCAUAUGUUCAACAACUGGAAAGUAGCAGGCUGAAGCUCACACAGCUUGAGCAGGAGCUCCAAAAGGCUCGUCAACAGGGGAUAUUCAUUUCGAGCUCAGGCGAUCAAAGUCAUUCGAUGAGUGGAAAUGGUGCCUUGGCCUUUGACAUCGAAUAUGCGCGAUGGCUGGACGAACAUAAUCGCCAAAUUAACGAACUAAGGGGUGCUGUAAAUACCCAUGCGAGUGAUAAUGAUCUUCGAGGCAUUGUUGAUGGCAUCAUGGCCCAUUACGAUGAGAUUUUCAGGCUCAAGGGCAUCGCCGCUAAGGCUGAUGUCUUUCAUGUGCUAUCAGGCAUGUGGAAGACUCCAGCAGAAAGGUGUUUCUUGUGGCUUGGUGGAUUUCGUUCAUCUGAACUUCUCAAGCUACUCUUGACACACCUGGAGCCUCUAACGGAACAGCAACUGGUGGGUAUUUGCAACCUACAGCAAUCAUCACAACAAGCAGAGGAUGCACUAUCCCAAGGGAUGGAAGCUCUGCAACAGUCACUUGCAGAGACCCUUGCAGGGUCUCUUGGCCCUCCUGCGUCAUCAUCUGGCAAUGUUGCUAACUACAUGGGCCAAAUGGCUGCAGCCAUGGGUAAACUCGGGACGCUUGAGAAUUUCCUCCGGCAGGCCGAUCAUCUCCGGCAGCAGACCUUGCAGCAGAUGCACCGGAUAUUGACGACCCGUCAAUCUGCACGCGCCCUGCUUGCCAUCAGUGAUUAUUUUUCGCGGCUACGUGCCCUCAGUUCGUUGUGGCUAGCUCGUCCAAGGGAGUAAUCUAUUAGUUCCAGCUUCUGCCGGGAAGAAAUUGAGAAGCAUUUGCUUGGUCGGUGUUGUGAACCCAACUCACAAUUGUCACUAAUUGAGAAGCGAUCACAGUUGCUAGUGAAUGUGAUGUUGCUGGCAUUGUCGGCUCACAAAGUUCUCAGAGACCAGAUUUGCAUGCUUAUUAUUUGUCAGAGAGAGAGAGAGAGAGAUGAUAACCCAGGAAGUCCAGCAGGUUGAGUUGUGCAGGGAAAGAUUAGGUGUUAAUUGAUCUGUAGUGGCAAUGGUGCUUGUGGGAACUCUCACAGCUGUGUUGUAUGUUCGUAUUUCAUGCUAAACACGCAUUAACGACGUGAACUAUGCAGGUGUGCAAUGUAGAAUCCAGUCACAUCUCUGGAAGUCCUCGUUUUAACUUUAAAUUUAGGUUAUCUCGGA